Molecule: messenger RNA, 625 nt
Organism: Drosophila mojavensis
Lineage: Eukaryota; Metazoa; Arthropoda; Insecta; Diptera; Drosophilidae
Exons: 3
Coding region: 165-533 (122 amino acids)
Source: RefSeq, a predicted model, not a curated record
AUGCAUAGAUCAUCCGCUGGGACUAGUGCGAAAACCCAGCAUCAUAAAGGCAAUAACUAUUUGCUUUGCAUAAGUUUUUAACAGACGCAUUUGAGAAACAAUAAACUAGCCGCGCUCUAUAAAAACCGAUAGAUCCCACAGUUCGUCUGCCAGUCAGAGUCAAGAUGCUAGUUAGAACUAAACUGAUUAUUCUGCUCUAUUUGUGCCUCGUGCUGCACUCCCAGGCAACGGGGGCAAAUCCUGCGGAGGAGCGCGCAGCUAGAACGAAGAACGAUGUCUAUGAUUGGAUAUCGAGUCUAUUCGUGGACUACGACAGCGACGAGUCGGAAGAGUAUUUAAUUUGUCGCAACUGCACGGUUAUUGUGGGCCAGGCGAACAACAUGAGUGCUACCAGUCCGCCAGCAACAGUUGCACCUACUCCGAGUGCUCCAACUGCUGCCCCAACGGCGAAUCCUGCCGCAACUACACCAGCUGCGGUGGUUCCUCCUGCUGCUACAACUGCUGUCGCUCCGCCUGCCCCCGGUGCUCGUUAACUAACGUCGCUCAGGCAGUUUAAUUAAUUUAAGUUUCAAUUUGCUUAAAGGGAUUUGGUUAUACGAAUAGAAUAUGUCCGACAUUUCUUGGA